Messenger RNA from Paramuricea clavata, 2441 nucleotides. The record is from the annotation of a GenBank genome assembly. NCBI's taxonomy places the organism in Eukaryota, Metazoa, Cnidaria, Anthozoa, Malacalcyonacea, Plexauridae.
AUGGUAGAGCCCAUACAGUUUCCCGCAGAAAUAGUGGAGCAUGACGACCAAAUUGAACAACCGAUACAACAGCAAGAUGUUCAAUAGCCGCCGCCUCCUCAGCAGCAACACGAACCUCCGGUUGCAGCUCCUGGCAACUUGGCGGUAUGUGGCAUGGUUUUGUUCUGUGUACUUGUGUGUAAUGUCGAUUCACUGUUUCGUCUGUCUUCAAAUAACAUGAUAUCGCACCCUAUUUUACAAGUGCAUUAUAUGCUUAGUUUGUAUUUCUAAAAGACUUCAAUCUAAUUAGUUUCUGUGGCAUGUGUUGAUUGUCUCAUUUGCCCGUAGAAUCACUAAUGUUUCGUUUGUUUUUUUCUGAUUUAUCUAUAAUAUAUAUUAUUCUUUUAUUCUUAUUGUUAUUCUUUAUGCUAUAUGUAUAACUCGGGGCAUAGGAUAACAAUAUUGAGCAUAAACUUUGAUUGUGCAAUGCAGUUUAUUAUAUGCUUCAGUAACUUUCCGGGAUGGGCAGUUGUAAAGUAUUGUUGUCCAUGUGUUUAGAGCGUAACUCACUAUACCAUUGUGUCUCGGGCUAUUUUGUGUUCAUAUAUGAUGUGUGAUUAUGUGUAAGUUAUUUGAUUGUAAUGCAUGCAGAGUGCGUUUAUUCCAACUUAUAUGGCAUCAUUACCGAUUAUACGGCGUGCGUUUUCACUAGAUUGUAAUACAGGGUGAGUGUUCACCAGCAUAAUAGCGGGUGAGUUUUUACCGGGUUGAUACUGGGUGAGUUUUUACCAGUUUUGUAGUACAGGGUGAGUUUUCACCAGAUUGUAAUAUGGAGUGAGUUUUCACCACAUUGUAAUAAAGCGUGAGUUUUCACCGGGAUAAUACUGGGGGUGAGUUUUCACCAGAUUUGUAGUACAGGGUGAGUUUUCACCAGAUUGUAAAACAGAGUGAGUUUUCACCAGCUUUUCUAGUACAGGGUGAGUUUUCACCAGAUUUGUAGUACAGAGUGAGUUUUCACCAGAUUGUAAUACAGAGUAAGUUUUCACCAGAUUUGAAGUACAGGGUGAGUUUAAUUUUCACUACCUUGGUAUAUAGAGUGAGUUUUCAUGGAAAUCACAAUGGGUGAGUGUUCAACAGAUUGUAAUGCAGGGUGCGUUUUUACUGGCCUAACGCAAGGUGAGUUUUUGUGUGGAUAAUACAGGGUGAAUAUUCACUAGAUGAUAAUAUGUGAACUGAGUUUUCACCACUUUAUAGAGCGAAGGGCGAUUUUUCUUUGCAAUUCUUUCAAAGGGGUGACAUUUUCUCAACAUAUAUAUAUGCUAUUUAUUUGUGUUUUGAUAUGGGUCUCUUAUCCUGGUGAUAUUUUCCUUUUAGAAUUUGAAAGGAGAGGCGCAAACUCUUCAAAAAGCUUUAGAUAUCCUAACUAAGGCAUCUGUUGAAAGUAUCCUUCAUCGUCUUCUCAAUUUUAUGGCCUCCCCAUUGACUGAGUUCAAUAAAUAUGAAGCCUUAGAGAUGACUGAGGAGUUACAGAAUACAGCCCACGACCGUAACCACCCUAAGGAGCGUUAUUACAGAGUUGUGUACCAGACUGUAAGAGAGAAAAUAGAGGUCCCACCUCUUCAAUUUCAUGCCCUUUUACUGCGUUUAUUGGGAGAUAAAGAUCAAGAACGGGUCUCGGAGAUUGUUUCUAAGGUAGAAAAGCAUUUUAUGCGACAGCGACCUUAACAUGUUCCACCAAUGUCGAGAUAUUCGCCCCGCGGUCGUGGUGGCACACCUCCAUGGACACAUGCCCGUUGCUUCUAUUGUAAUAAAAUUGGCCAUUUUCAGUCUCAUUUGCAACAAGGAGAUGGACAGGUCUCCGGCAACGCGAGACCACAUUCCCAACCGAACAAUGCACAGUAUCAAUAAGUUAUACUAGUGUGGUCUAACUAUACGGUUGGAUUUCAAUUCUAGUGUGCUUCCAUCUCUAGAUUUCUGGAUGGAAUAACUAAUGUUACUGAUAACUACGGAAAAUAAUUCUAAACAUAAAUUUAUGCUUGAAUUUGCUGUCAACUUUAUUAAAUGAAUUUUGUUAUUAUCCCCUUUGUUUUUCUGUUGUUCCUUUUGUUGUUUGUAAUUUCCUUCUCUAAAAAAAAAUUCUUGUCCUCCAGUGGUGGUGUUGUAAUUGCCUUGAAAAUGGGUAACUAAAUCAAAUCCUCCUAGUUUACUGGGUCAAGGCACUCACUUCCCUGCUGACUUGGGAUCCCCUAUUGUGCAUGUUUGCAUUUUUACUCCAUGUGGUUAAUUCAUUGUAGACUUUUGCCCCUUGGCAAUGGGAGUAUGAUGUCGAGUUUGAUGCACAUGUUAUUCAGACUACUUUACCGACUCAAGCCGUUGGUUGGGUUACUUCUGUUGGGGAACCCAUGGUGGUAAGCGGGGAGGUCGCACCUACUACUGGCCUUGAUCGUCAUGUCACAAAGUAG